AUACACAAAGUUUGAAGUCACUUCCAUCCUCCACACACACACACAACACCUUCUCCUUCCGAAAAAUCUGAGCCGCCACCAAUGGCCGUCGUAAAACCCUACCUCCGCCGUAUCUCAACCCUAACCACCAUCAACCAUUUCUCUACCUCCUCUUCAGCCGCCGUCUCCACCUCUCAUCCCGACCCACACACCGACACCACCACCACCACCACCGUCACUAAAACCACCCAGACACUCUCCCCCUCAGAAACCCUAAUUUCCGAAAAACUCCACUCUCUAAUCAAAAACCACCACCGUCAAAACCCUAACACUAACAUCCCUUCUCUCUCAACUGACUUCUCCACCGUCUCCCGCCACCACCCCCUCUCCGCCGCCGUCAUCUCCUCCGUCAUCCAAAAAUGCGCCGCCGUACGCCACGGUAUCCCCUUUCCCCAAACCCUAGCUUUCUUUAAUUGGUCGGUCAACGAAACAUUUGUUUCACCAGAACCUUACAAUGAAAUGAUUGAUCUCGCCGGAAAAGUUCGCCAAUUUGAUGUAGCGUGGGAGGUAAUUAACAGGAUGAAAGCCCGAAACGUCGAAAUAACAAUCGAUACGUUUUCGGUUUUGAUCCGGAGGUAUGUUCGGGCUGGGAUGGCAGCCGAAGCGGUUCACGCCUUUAAUCGAAUGGAGGAUUAUAAUUGUAAGCCGGAUAGGAUUGCGUUUUCGGUUGUGAUUAGUAUCUUAUGCAAGAAACGGAGAGCCGAAGAGGCUCAGGCGUUUUUCGAUAGCUUGAAAUGUAAAUUCGAUCCGGAUGUUGUAGUGUACACUAGUUUGGUUCACGGGUGGUGUCGUGCGGGGAACCUUAAAGAAGCAGAAAGGGUGUUUCAUGAAAUGAAAGAGAAUGAGAUUAAGCCGAAUGUGUAUACUUACACGAUUGUGAUCGAUGGGUUGUGUAGAAUGGGUCAGAUAACGCGUGCACAUGACGUGUUCGCUGAAAUGCUUGACCAAGGAAUUGUGCCGAAUUCGAUAACUUAUAAUAAUUUAAUGCGUGUUCAUGUGAAAGCGGGUCGGACUGAGAAGGUCUUGCAGGUUUAUAAUCAAAUGAAGCGGCUUUCGUGUGAACCGGAUUUGAUUACUUACAAUUUUCUCAUAGAGAGUCAUUGCAAAGACGAGAAUCGCGAUGAAGCGAUAAAGGUUUUGAAUUCGAUGGUGAAGAAAGGGUGUGAGCCGAAUGCGGGUAGUUUUAACCCUAUUUUUAGGGAGAUAUUGAAAGCGCGCGAUGUGAAUAGCGCGCAUAGGUUGUUUGGGAGAAUGAAGGGGUUGAAGUGUAAGCCGAAUACGGUUACGUAUAAUCUUUUGAUGAGGAUGUUUGCGGAUUCGAAAUCGGCUGAUAUGGUGGUGAAGUUGAAAGAGGAGAUGGAUGAGAAUGAAGUGGAGCUUAAUGUGAAUAGCUAUAGGAUUUUGAUUGGGUUGUAUUGUGCGAUGGGGCAUUGGAACAAUGCGUAUAAGUUUUUUCGGGAAAUGAUCGAGGAGAAGUGUUUGAAGCCGAGUCAUGGUGAUUAUGAAAUGGUUUUGGGGCAGUUAAGGAAUGCUGGGCAGAUUAAGAAACACGAAGAAUUGGUGGAGAAGAUGGUGAGUAGGGGUUUUGUUGCGCGACCUUUGUAGCGGGUGACACUAUUGGUCAUAUUGCUACGAUGGUCGAUGUUUGUGUUAUAUCUUUGUCGCAGGUGCUGCGCUACCUUUUUGGAGGCCUAAAGAAAACUUUGAAAUCAGUCAUUUUCAAGAACUUUCAAAAUAUUCGGGACCUAACAAGAGCUUUUUAGCCCCAACUUUAGAGCCGAACCUGCUUUGUAGGUACGCGGACAACCCCAUUUCCGUGUUUUAACCCCUUUGUAUUGAAUGAGCCGAAUUAUCACAUUUUAGAUCUCAAAUAAAGAUUGAUUCGUUUUUAA
Messenger RNA from Helianthus annuus (common sunflower), 1931 nucleotides. RefSeq names its product pentatricopeptide repeat-containing protein At1g20300, mitochondrial. The transcript is spliced from 2 exons. The record is from RefSeq and is a predicted model, not a curated record. The coding region runs from base 82 to 1644 and encodes 520 amino acids. Lineage: Eukaryota; Viridiplantae; Streptophyta; Magnoliopsida; Asterales; Asteraceae. Gene Ontology annotation, molecular function: protein binding.